Spodoptera exigua (beet armyworm) is the source of this 4058-nucleotide messenger RNA. Lineage: Eukaryota; Metazoa; Arthropoda; Insecta; Lepidoptera; Noctuidae. The record is from the annotation of a GenBank genome assembly.
CGUUGCUCUUGAACCGUUGUAUUUUUAAACGUUUUUUGUCGUGAUUUGUGCUGUUACAAAAUAAUAAGUUAAUACAAAGACAGAUAUUUCAUCCGCUUUAUGUGUAUAGUUUUGCUUUGUAAGCUUUACGAAAUUGUCACCAAUGUCAGGCUACACAAAACUAGAAGCCACAAACUGGACUUAAAAAUUUAAACCUGACAACUGACAAUUCCCUGAUUUGCCGAAAAACCCGGAAAUUGAGGGAUAUGCGAGCUUUGUUGAUGAAGUAGGAGGGAGAGGUGUAUUUUUCCAAUAACAUAACAACUUCAAAAUGGUGGAAGGAGACAGUAAGGGGACCAUUGACACAGUGCAAGUUGCACUUAGAAUUAGGCCAUUAAUGCAACUGGAGACUGAUAGGGGAUGUGAAGAGUGUAUUGAUGUGGUUGCUGGGCAGCCUCAGGUCCAGAUAAAAGACUUGGCUUUCACAUAUAAUUAUGUAUUUCCUCAACACAUCACGCAGCAAGAGUUCUAUGACACUGCCGUCAAAGGUCUUAUUGGAAAACUCUUUCAGGGAUAUAAUGUAACAAUACUAGCAUAUGGCCAGACAGGCUCUGGCAAGACUUAUACUAUGGGAACCAACUAUUCCGGAUCUGAUGGUGAUUCUACUAAACUGGGUGUAAUCCCCCAAGCAGUGGCAGACAUAUUUGAUUUCAUCGAGACACAUGAGGACAAGUUUAUAUUCAAAGUGAAUGUUUCCUUUAUGGAGCUGUAUCAGGAACAGUGCUACGACCUGCUCUCAGGGAAGGAGAGGGGACACAGUAUUAUAGAGAUUAGGGAGGAUAUUAAUAAGGGGGUGAUUCUGCCAGGUAUAACAGAGCUUCCAGUGACUUCAACUAUGGAGACCAUGAUGGUGUUGGAGCGAGGAUCGUCUGGCCGUGUGACAGGAUCGACUGCUAUGAACCAGGCCUCCAGCCGAAGUCACGCCGUCUUCACUAUAGUUAUUUGUAAAGAAAGUAGGACUGAUAAAAACCUAGCAACCACUUCAAAGUUCCACCUGGUAGACUUAGCAGGGUCUGAACGUAUAAAAAAGACGAAAGCGAGCGGUGAGCGGCUUCGGGAAGGCGUUAAGAUCAAUCAAGGUUUACUGGCGCUCGGCAAUGUGAUCUCAGCUUUAGGAGAUGGAACCAACAGGAGUUUCAUCAGCUACAGAGAUAGUAAACUUACGAGAUUGUUACAAGACAGUUUAGGCGGUAAUUCCUUAACACUAAUGGUGGCGUGUGUAAGCCCUGCUGAUUAUAACUUGGACGAGACUGUCUCCACACUGCGGUACGCUGACCGCGCUCGGAGGAUACGCAACAAACCUAUCAUUAACCAGGAUGCAAAAGCCGCUGAGAUUGUUCGGCUGAACAACCUCGUAAAUGAGCUAAGACUGCAAUUACUAGGCAAAAUGCCGACAAUCUCUGAACAGAACAACGAACAACUACAAGAAGAAUUGGAUAGAGAACGAGCCAGAUACCAGGAGUUGUUGAAAAAGCAUAAACAAGUUACUGAACAUCUCAGUAACAUGUUGAUAGAAAAUACUAACCUCUGCGAAAAGGCUCUACUAGCUGAAGCAGCCAAGGACAAGAUAGAACGCAAACUAAAUGAGCUCACAGAGCAAUGUAACCAGACCAUAGAGAAUUUGAAUACCACAGAUAAAGACGAUGAACACCAGAAAUCAACAGUUGUGGACUAUUUGAAAGAAAUUAAGUGUCGUUUGGAAGACCUGCAGUCUGUUAACUUGAAGACCAAUGAAGAGUUGAUUGAUCAUGAGAUUAAGUUGUCAUUCGUCAAUGAUGGUGAUCAUGAAAAGGUGGAUGAUGAAAUGCCAUUGAAUGAAGACCAAGCUGUCCUGGAGGAAGAGAAGAGAGCAAUGGGACAGGUGGCUCUUAACCAAGAACUUCAAGAGCUGAAUCGCGCUAUGGCGAUCAAGGCGUCCGUGGUUCAAGCUAUACUGGCUAACAACAAGGAUAUGCUGGAGAACCACAAGAAUCUGCGAGAGAAUGAGGAGAAGAUUGCUCAUUUGGAGAAGGAAAGAGAUGAGCUAUUGCAGCAGUUGAAGCAGACUAAGAGCAAGGACCCAUCUCACGAGGAGCGUCGUACUAAGGUUUCAAGCCUAGAACAACAGAUUUCCGAGCUGAAGAAGACUUGCCAGCAACAAGCUCACAUCAUCAAGACUAAAGAGAAGAAUGAGGCUAAGAUAGCCGCGCUGAACGCUGAGCUACAGGCUAUGAAGGCUACUAAGGUGAAAAUAAUAAAACAAAUGCGCGAGGAAAGCGAGAAGUUCCGCAAAUGGAAGGCGGACAAUGAACGCGCGAUGCUGCGCUUGCGCAACGAAGAUCGCAAGCGUGCCACUGCUAUGGCCAAGAUGGAGUCUCUGCAUGCCAAGCAACAGAAUGUCCUCAAACGGAAAAUGGAGGAAGCCGUCGCUGUUAAUAAGAGGCUUAAGGAAGCCCUAGAAAGGCAGAAGUUCUCUCAGAUGAAGCGCAACGCUAAAGGCAGCGUGAAGGCGGGCGCAGUACAGCAAUACAUUGAACAAGAGCUGGAAGUACACCUCAGUAUUGUGGAAGCUGAGAAGUCUUUAGAAGAGUUAAUGGAGUACAGAGCUUGGAUAACGGAGCAGAUAGAAAACCUACGUAACAGUACAGACGAAGAAGCCAAUAGAAAGAAGAUUGCUGAAUUAGAAGAUGACUUGGCGCUGCGUAAGGCGCAGAUAUCUGAUCUGCAACAGAAGAUUUUGACUGCUGACCAAGAAAACAAAUCACGCACACAAUGGGACAACAUUCAAUCCAUGUUAGAAGCAAAAGUUGCUCUAAAAUGUCUAUUUGAGUUGUUGGUGGACGCUAAGAGAGAGCUGACGAAUCAGAGCGAGAAGGGUUACCAAGCAAGAUAUGAAGAGAUCAAGGAGGCUCACGAUAGACUUGCUAUGGACUUUGAGAAUAGUAAGGCGGAGUUUGAGAGGCAGUUAUCGCUAGUGAAACUGCAGAGUGAACAAAAGUUAUCAGCAUUAGUUGCGCUCCAACGCGGCGUGGUCGGCAAAGGGGACAAGAGUGAGGCCUGCAAACAUCUGCAAAACGUAAUCCAAUACCAACAGGAGAGGCUGGAACAAGUCGAGGAGGAAAAUAAAAAGUUGGUAGACGAGCUAGAACAACUGCGGUCAGCUGGUAAGAAGGCCAAGAAGCGUCCGAAGAAGGAGAAAGAAGAAGUGGAAUCAGUAAAGAAGGUUGAGUAUGUGGAGCCUACUGACGAGGAAGAUGAUGAGUUUGAGGACAGGAAUAAGGAUCCCGACUGGAGAGCCACGCCUUUGUUUAAACGUAUACAGGCUCAGCGUUCCCGUCUGACAAUGAAUUUCACGCAAGCAGACGUAUCAGUGGGCACAGAGCCACCUCGCGCCGUGAAGCGCGGCAGUGACGGCGCGGCGCACUGCACGUGCCGGGGUUCGUGCUCCACCAAGAUCUGCGGCUGCGUCAAGUCCGACAAGGGAUGUGGUUCCACGUGUCGCUGCCAGCCUGAACUCUGCAAGAAUAGGCGGGUUUCCUCCGAUAGCGAGGAUAAGGAGAAUAAUCCGUCAAGCACCGAGCUAUCGCUAGACACGACACCGCCAUCAUACUUCGACAAGCGAGGACAUCUUGAUGCUACGUUCGUUAAGAAGAAGAAAAGCUACUUCUUUCCGCAUGACCAGGCGAAUGGUGACGAUAAUGCAAUAAAGACUGACUAAUCAUCCGGGCCUAUGACACAUAGCAGUAUCUAAUAUUAUAGCAGUAAAUAAUUAUUAACUUUAGUACUUUACAAUAAUGCUAAAUUAAAGUGCCUCAUUAUGUUUAUCAAUAUACACGUUACACUAAAAACGACUUUAUUGUAUACUAAAUCAGGUGUAAAAUGUAUUGACAUGACAUGUGAUUUUAAAUAUUAUAUUAUUCUACUCACGACUGGGUUUUGAAGUCGCUACGAAAUUACGCGUGAACGAAAUCCAGUCUGCUAAUGACAUUUUGUUUUAUAAAUUAGUGGAGUAGAGCUCCUAAUAAAUAUUUAUUUUAUAG